Pieris brassicae (large cabbage white) is the source of this 3687-nucleotide messenger RNA. RefSeq lists its product as uncharacterized. Gene Ontology annotation, molecular function: chitin binding. The record is from RefSeq and is a predicted model, not a curated record. Lineage: Eukaryota; Metazoa; Arthropoda; Insecta; Lepidoptera; Pieridae. The transcript is spliced from 4 exons. The coding region runs from base 45 to 3647 and encodes 1200 amino acids. Gene Ontology annotation, cellular component: extracellular region.
CUAGUAGCAGUCUUAUUUAAAAAUUGAAGGAAUUGAUUGGAACCAUGAUAGUAAAGCUACUUGUGCUGUGCCUGGUGGGUCUGGCCUACGCUAGGCCACAAUGGGACUGCCCAUAUGGCAGCCAGAACCUAUUGGCUCACGAAAGCAGCUGCAAUAAGUUUUACAUAUGUGUCGGUGGGAGAAAAGAAGAAGCCCAGUGCCCUGUUAACAGUCACUUCUCCGUCGAACUUCAGGGAUGUACCGAGCCAGUGUUGGCUAAAUGUGAAAUUGAAUCAAAUGACACACCAGACGUCUUCCCAAACGGAUGUCCCAGGGAUUACAGAAUAGAAAAGCUGUUCACUCACCCACGAUGUGAUAAAUUCUACCAAUGCGUACAUGGAGAUUACCAGGAAAUGCCAUGUGCACCCGGCACGGAGUUCAGCUACAAAUUGCAGAAAUGCACCUGGCCCUACAAAGCUGACUGUGCUGGUGGAGAUAAUGGUGAUGGUGACGACGAUGUAGAUGGUGGAGACAGUGGUGGUGGUGGAGAUGGCGGCGAUGGAGGAAACGGUGGAGAUGGUGGAAACGGUGGAGAUGGUGGAAACGGUGGAGAUGGUGGAAAUGGAGGUGACGGCGGUGAUGGUGGAGAUGGAGGAAACGGUGGAGAUGGUGGAAACGGCGGAGAUGGUGGAAACGGUGGAGAUGGUGGAAACGGUGGAGAUGGUGGAAAUGGAGGUGACGGCGGUGAUGGUGGAGAUGGUGGAGACGGAGGAAACGGCGGUGGAGGUGACGGCGGUAAUGGUGGAGAUGGCGGCGAUGGAGGAAACGGUGGAGAUGGUGGAAACGGCGGCGAUGGAGGAAACGGUGGUGAUGGAGGAAACGGUGGAGAUGGUGGAAACGGCGGAGAUGGUGGAGAUGGUGGAAACGGUGGUGAUGGUGGCGAUGGAGGAAACGGUGGUGAUGGCGGAGGUAAUGGCGGAGAUGGCGGUGACGGAGGAAACGGUGGUGGAGGUGACGGCGGCAAUGGUGGAGAUGGUGGAAACGGUGGAGAUGGUGGAAACGGCGGAGAUGGCGGUGACGGAGGAAACGGUGGUGGAGGUGACGGCGGCAAUGGUGGAGAUGGAGGUGACGGCGGUAAUGGUGGAGAUGGUGGAAACGGAGGCGAUGGCGGCAAUGGUGGAGAUGGCGGUGACGGAGGAAACGGUGGUGGCGGUGACGGAGGAAACGGUGGUGGAGGUGACGGCGGCAAUGGUGGAGAUGGUGGAAACGGUGGAGAUGGUGGAAACGGCGGAGAUGGCGGUGACGGAGGAAACGGUGGUGGAGGUGACGGCGGCAAUGGUGGAGAUGGUGGAAACGGUGGAGAUGGUGGAAAUGGAGGUGACGGCGGUGAUGGUGGAGAUGGUGGAGACGGAGGAAACGGCGGUGGAGGUGACGGCGGUAAUGGUGGAGAUGGAGGAAACGGUGGAGAUGGUGGAAAUGGAGGUGACGGCGGUGAUGGUGGAGAUGGUGGAGAUGGUGGAAACGGUGGUGAUGGCGGAGGUAAUGGCGGAGAUGGCGGUGACGGAGGAAACGGUGGUGGCGGUGACGGAGGAAACGGUGGUGGAGGUGACGGCGGCAAUGGUGGAGAUGGUGGAAACGGUGGAGAUGGUGGAAACGGCGGAGAUGGCGGUGACGGAGGAAACGGUGGUGGAGGUGACGGCGGCAAUGGUGGAGAUGGAGGUGACGGCGGUAAUGGUGGAGAUGGUGGAAACGGAGGCGAUGGCGGCAAUGGUGGAGAUGGCGGUGACGGAGGAAACGGUGGUGGCGGUGACGGAGGAAACGGUGGUGGAGGUGACGGCGGCAAUGGUGGAGAUGGUGGAAACGGUGGAGAUGGUGGAAACGGCGGAGAUGGCGGUGACGGAGGAAACGGUGGUGGAGGUGACGGCGGCAAUGGUGGAGAUGGAGGUGACGGCGGUAAUGGUGGAGAUGGUGGAAACGGAGGCGAUGGCGGCAAUGGUGGAGAUGGCGGUGACGGAGGAAACGGUGGUGGAGGUGACGGCGGCAAUGGUGGAGAUGGUGGAAAUGGAGGUGACAGCGGUGGUAAUGGCGGAGAUGGCGGCAAUGGUGGAGACGGCGGUAAUGGAGGCAACGGUGGAGAUGGCGGUGACGGAGGAAACGGUGGUGGAGGUGACGGCGGUAAUGGUGGAGAUGGUGGAAAUGGAGGUGACGGCGGUGGUAAUGGCGGAGAUGGCGGCAAUGGUGGAGACGGUGGAAACGGAGGCGAUGGCGGCAAUGGUGGAGAUGGCGGUGAUGGAGGAAACGGUGGUGAAGGUGACGGCGGCAAUGGUGGAGAUGGUGGAAAUGGAGGUGACAGCGGUGGUAAUGGCGGAGAUGGCGGCAAUGGUGGAGACGGCGGUAAUGGAGGCAAUGGUGGAGAUGGCGGUGACGGAGGAAACGGUGGUGGAGGUGACGGCGGUAAUGGUGGAGAUGGUGGAAAUGGAGGUGACGGCGGUGGUAAUGGCGGAGAUGGCGGCAAUGGUGGAGACGGCGGUAAUGGAGGCAAUGGUGGAGAUGGUGGAAAUGGAGGUGACGGCGGUGGUAAUGGCGGAGAUGGCGGCAAUGGUGGAGACGGUGGAAACGGAGGCGAUGGCGGCAAUGGUGGAGAUGGCGGUGAUGGAGGAAACGGUGGUGAAGGUGACGGCGGCAAUGGUGGAGAUGGUGGAAAUGGAGGUGACAGCGGUGGUAAUGGCGGAGAUGGCGGCAAUGGUGGAGACGGCGGUAAUGGAGGCAAUGGUGGAGAUGGCGGUGACGGAGGAAACGGUGGUGGAGGUGACGGCGGUAAUGGUGGAGAUGGUGGAAAUGGAGGUGACGGCGGUGGUAAUGGCGGAGAUGGCGGCAAUGGUGGAGACGGCGGUAAUGGAGGCAAUGGUGGAGAUGGCGGUGACGGAGGAAACGGUGGUGGAGGUGACGGUGGUAAUGGUGGAGAUGGUGGAAAUGGAGGUGACGGCGGUGGUAAUGGCGGAGAUGGCGGCAAUGGUGGAGACGGCGGAAACGGAGGCGAUGGCGGCAAUGGUGGAGAUGGCGGUGAUGGAGGAAACGGUGGUGGAGGUGACGGCGGCAAUGGUGGAGAUGGUGGAAAUGGAGGUGACAGCGGUGGUAAUGGCGGAGAUGGCGGCAAUGGUGGAGACGGCGGUAAUGGAGGCAAUGGUGGAGAUGGCGGUGACGGAGGAAACGGUGGUGGAGGUGACGGCGGCAAUGGUGGAGAUGGUGGAAAUGGAGGUGACGGCGGUGGUAAUGGCGGAGAUGGCGGCAAUGGUGGAGACGGCGGUAAUGGAGGCAAUGGUGGAGAUGGCGGUGACGGAGGAAACGGCGGUGGAGACAGUGGAAACGGUGGAGAUGGCGGUGAUGGAGGAAACGGUGGUGGCAAUGGAGGAAACGGUGGUGAUGGAGGCAAUGGAGGUAACGGCGGUGGUAAUGGUGGAAAUGGCGGUGGUAAUGGUGGAAACGGUGGUAAUGGUGGCAAUGGAGGAAACAGCGGUGGUAAUGGUGGAAACGGCGGUAAUGGUGGCAAUGGAGGAAACGGUAGUGGAAAUGGUGGAAACGGUGGAAAUGGUGGUAAUGGAGGUAACGGUGCCGGUAAUGGUGGCAAUGGCGGCAACGGGGGAAACGGAGGAAAUGGUAAUUUGUAAUAACAAUAGACUCAUUGAAAUAAAAUAAGAAUUAAAAUUG